ACUUAGUUGGCAUUGCCUCUCUUUUGCUUAAAGAGUCGUAUUUCCUAUCCUUUACUCCACACACACAUUCAAUAUGCAAGGUUCACAUGUCCUCUCCUCCCACCCAAUGCACCUUUCCUCCGGGAGAAAAUGCCGGAAACUCACAACCGGAAACUCUAAAUUACGGCGGCAAUUAGUCUCAGCUGUGGCGGCACCACCUGCACCUCGGCAAACCACCGCCAUUGUGCCACCAGAGAAGGUGGAGCUGUUCAAGUCACUUAACGGAUGGGCGGGAGAAAAUAUCUUGCCACUGCUAAAACCUGUGGAGAAAAGUUGGCAGCCGCACGAUUUCUUGCCGGACUCAUCCUUACCGUCGGAGGAAUUUGUGGAGCAAGUUCUGACCUUACGUGACCGAACGGCAGAAUUGCCAGACGAUUACUUAGUUGUAUUGGUGGGUGACUUGAUCACAGAAGAGGCUGUGCCCACCUACAUGUCGCUUCUCAACAGAAUGGAAGGAGUUAAAGAUGAGACCGGAACCAGCCCGGAUCCUUGGUCUAUUUGGAUACGACAUUGGACGGCCGAAGAGAACCGGCACGGCGACCUGCUCAACAAGUACUUGUACUUGUCUGGACGCGUCAAUAUGCCUAUGAUCGAGCGUACUAUACAGAACCUUAUUGGCUCCGGCAUGACUCUAGCAACACAAAUCACUCCAUACAGCGGACUCGUGUACACAUCAUUUCAAGAACGAGCAACAUUCAUAACACAUGGCAAAACAGCUAAUUUGGCAAACCGUAGUGGGGAUCCUGUGUUAGCACGUAUAUGUGGCACAAUUGCAGCGGACGAGAAGCGGCAUGAAAAUGCCUAUCAGAAGAUGGUGGAGAAAUUGUUAGAAGUGGACCCCACAGAAACCAUGAUAACGAUUGCUGACGUAUUGGGUCAUAACAUCACCAUGCCCGCCAGCUUGAUGUAUGAUGGUGAGAACUCAAAUCUCUUCAACCAUUUCUCCAUUGUCACACAAAAGCUAGGUGUCUACACCAUCGCAGACUAUGCUGAUAUCUUGGAGUUCCUAGUUGGGCGAUGGAAGCUAGAGAAGAUAGGGGGCCUUGACGGAAAAGCCCAAGAAGCUCAGGAUUUCGUUUGUGGGUUGCCACGCAAGAUUAGGAGGCUACAAGAACGGGCCGAAGAACGAGCCCAGAAGUUGAAGCCUCAAACCAUGCGUUUAAGCUGGAUCUUCAACCGGGAGAUCACCGUGUAGCUCCAAAUAUGUAAAAAAUAAAAAAUAAAGUGUUGUAUUUGCUAUGUAUUCUUGGAAUAGAUUUUGGAUUUAAAUCGCAUUCUAAAUCCAUAAUAUGUUCUUAAAUCCAAUAAUCUAUUUCAAAAAAUGCAUACCAAACACAACAGAUAUAAGAUAUUAUAAGCCAUAAUAAUAUAGUAUUGCUCUAUAGUUAUUUUUUUUUCCCCUGUAAAAUAAGUUAUGAACUCUAUAGCUGUAAUUAAUGUGGCUGGUUGAUAUCUAAAUGAUUCAUUAGCGAAAUUGAGGAUAAUCUGAAUUCUUCCUUAGAGAAAGUGAAUUUUUAAGUGGAAUAUUUUUAUUGGUA
Macadamia integrifolia is the source of this 1577-nucleotide messenger RNA. Its product is annotated as stearoyl-[acyl-carrier-protein] 9-desaturase 6, chloroplastic-like. Gene Ontology annotation, biological process: fatty acid metabolic process. The record is from RefSeq and is a predicted model, not a curated record. Gene Ontology annotation, molecular function: stearoyl-[ACP] desaturase activity. Bases 74 to 1234 code for a protein of 386 amino acids. The transcript is spliced from 2 exons. Gene Ontology annotation, cellular component: chloroplast stroma. Lineage: Eukaryota; Viridiplantae; Streptophyta; Magnoliopsida; Proteales; Proteaceae.